Messenger RNA from Stegastes partitus (bicolor damselfish), 1856 nucleotides. RefSeq names its product pyruvate dehydrogenase E1 subunit beta (gene pdhb). The coding region runs from base 38 to 1120 and encodes 360 amino acids. The record is from RefSeq and is a predicted model, not a curated record. Gene Ontology annotation, cellular component: pyruvate dehydrogenase complex. Gene Ontology annotation, biological process: pyruvate decarboxylation to acetyl-CoA. Gene Ontology annotation, molecular function: pyruvate dehydrogenase (acetyl-transferring) activity. The transcript is spliced from 11 exons. NCBI's taxonomy places the organism in Eukaryota, Metazoa, Chordata, Actinopteri, Pomacentridae.
AAGCCCCGCCCAUUCUCCGGCAGAGGACAGCUUGAAGAUGGCGGCGUCCCUGAGGUGCUUUCUCCGCUCAGGAAAGAAUGCCGUGUCGGCUCUCGGACAGCGGGAGUUUCACAGGAGCGCUCCGGCCGCGGCGCAGGUUACGGUCCGUGAUGCCCUGAACCAGGCGAUGGACGAGGAGCUGGAGAGGGAUGAGCGGGUGUUUCUGAUGGGCGAGGAGGUGGCCCAGUACGACGGCGCCUACAAGGUGAGCAGAGGUCUGUGGAAGAAGUAUGGAGACAAACGCAUCAUCGACACCCCCAUCUCAGAGAUGGGGUUCGCUGGAAUCGCAGUGGGAGCCGCCAUGGCCGGCCUCAGACCCAUCUGUGAGUUCAUGACCUUCAACUUCUCCAUGCAAGCCAUCGACCAGGUCAUCAACUCUGCAGCCAAGACCUACUACAUGUCCGCCGGGCUGCAGUCGGUGCCCAUCGUCUUCAGAGGACCCAACGGAGCGUCGGCCGGCGUCGCCGCUCAGCACUCACAGUGCUUCGCUGCGUGGUACGCUCACUGUCCAGGCCUGAAGGUGGUGAGUCCCUGGAACGCAGAAGACGCCAAAGGUCUCCUGAAGGCGGCCAUCAGAGAGGACAACCCCGUGGUUUUCCUGGAGAACGAGCUGAUGUACGGAGUUCCCUUUGAGAUGUCGGACGAGACGCAGUCCAAAGACUUCAUCAUUCCCAUCGGCAAGGCCAAGAUCGAGAGAGCAGGGACUCACGUCACCCUGGUGUCUCACUCUCGGAUGGUGGGCCUCUGCCUGGACGCCGCCGCCGUCCUGUCGAAGGAGGGCAUCGAGUGUGAGGUGGUCAACCUUCGCACCAUCCGCCCGAUGGACGUGGAGAGCAUCGAGGCCAGCGUGAUGAAGACCAACCACCUGGUGACGGUGGAGGGCGGCUGGCCUCAGUUCGGAGUCGGAGCCGAGAUCUGCGCCAGGAUCAUGGAAGGCCCCGCCUUCAACUACCUGGACUCCCCGGUCACCAGGGUGACGGGCGUGGACAUCCCGAUGCCGUACGCCAAAAUCCUGGAGGACAACAGCCUGCCGCAGAUCAAAGACAUCAUCUUCUCCGUGAAAAAGACCCUGAACGUCUGAGACGCACAAACACCUGAGUCCUCGUGUUCACGCCGGGCAGCGCAAACGUUGUCCGGUUUAAAAAAAAUAAAAAUAAAAAAAUAUAUCCGACCCACGUUGUAAAUACAGAGAUAAUGUUCCGCUAGAAACACUCCCGACUGUCAGGUGUCCAGCCAGAUGUUGGUCGAUGAAACGCACAGCUGUCGGACUCGAAGGGUUCUGACUGAACGCCGGAAGGCCGCUCUGACGUGGAAGUUCACUAACGACCAAACGGCUGAGCGAGCACGAAAAAGAAAACGCACAAAAAAAAUAAUAAUCCAGAUUUCUGAAAGGCUUUCGUCCGACUUCACAUCAGCUGUGCCAAGAAUCAAACGUCGUAUUUAUUGAACACUUUCCAGACACGAAACUCGAGCGUCAGACUGCGUUUCAUUUGGAUGAAGUUCUUUAUUUUUGCUUUUUGUGAAUCGAAAGAGUUAAAACACGUUUAUGUUUUUAAAAUCUAAUCGCUGACUUUGUUCUCUUAACUUGCAAACGAAUCCACCUGUGAGUCGUGCUCUCUUCCUGCCGUUUAGUUGUUAAUAAACUCCCACAUGUUCCCACCAGAACACAAUAAAGUCUGAGUGUUAAUCCUCUCUCUGUCUGACGGGUUGGUGAAGAGCGAAGACCGGGAGUAUUUAUUGUAGCUGCAGCAGCUCUUGAUUCUGUUGCUGUGAAAUGACUCUGUUACCGAAGUAAUAAAAACCUGUCAGUCCUUUAA